AACCAGUGACGCAGUCACGUCCACAUCUCCCUGUCGACAUGGCGCAGGGUGAGGGGGAGCACGAAGUGCUGUUGGGAGAACAAACCCUGUAAAAAUAAAAAAAAUAAAGAGGCGAGAGACGUUCCUGAUUCACCGCACAUCAUCGUUUGAUUUGUAGACGCCAGUUCAACUUUUGGGUAAAUUUGGUAGACUAAAGAUGAUGUCUGAUGCCAGUGACAUGUUGGCAGCUGCCUUGGAGCAGAUGGAUGGCAUCAUUGCAGGCUCCAAGGCACUAGACUACUCCAAUGGCAUCUUUGACUGUCAGUCUCCGACCUCCCCGUUCAUGGGAGGCCUGCGGGCCCUGCACCUGAUUGAGGAUCUGAGGGGGGUCCUGGAGCUCAUGGACUCGGAGGAGAGAGAAGGACUACGCUGCCAAAUUCCCGACUCCACCGCAGACUGCCUGGUGGAGUGGCUGCAUGGCCACCUGUCAAAUGGACACAUUUCCGUGACUGGUGACAUUUACCAGGACAGACUUAAUCGUCUUGAAAGUGACAAGGAAUCCCUUGUUCUUCAGGUCAGUGUUUUGACGGACCAAGUGGAAGCUCAAGGAGAAAAGAUAAGAGACCUAGAUAUGUGCCUUGAGGAACACCGCGAAAAACUGAAUGCCACUGAGGAAAUGUUACAGCAGGAGCUCCUCCUCAGGUCAGCCCUGGAGACCCAAAAGCUGGAGCUGAUGGCUGAGGUUUCCAACUUGAAACUGAAGCUGACUGCCAUGGAAAAAGACAGGAUAGACUUUGAUGAACGAUUCAGGGAUAGUGAGGGUUUGAUUCUGGAGAUCAAUGAGCUGCGGUAUCGGGUUUCUGAAAUGGAGACUGAACGGUUACAGAAUGAGAAGAAACUGAAGUCCACUAAGUCGCUAAUGGCUAAGCUGUCUAGCCUGAAAAUCAAAAUGGGCCAGAUGCAGUAUGAAAAACAGAGGAAGGAACACAAAAUCCAGGCACUCAAGGAGGAGCUGAUUACCUUAAGAAGGCAGCUGGAUGGCAGAGAUGGAGAACUGAGGAGGCUACAGGAUGAGACAGGGUCCAGAUCACCCACGCCUGCAGGCUUAGAAAGCACCGAGAGAGUCUACCAUACAGAGGAAACUUUUAAAAAGAGGCUCAAAGAGAAACACAUGGAAGUGCAGAGAAUGAAGAAAGCAGUUGAAUCACUCAUGGCAGCCAAUGAAGAGAAGGAUCGCAAGAUUGAGGAGCUUCGGCAGUCUCUUAUGCGUUACAAGAAAGUGCAAGAUAUGGUCAUGUCAGUGCAAGGCAGAAAAGAUAAAGGGAAAGAAGGUGAAAGUGAUGAGAGCCACAGUGACAGCUCCCUCUCCAUGUCAACUGCUAUCUCAGUUUCCAUGGACACUGAGAAGUCCGUGCUGGGUUGUGCUGAGGAAGGGGCUGCGACGAGUCAGGACGAGCCAACUACGUUUGUCAGUACACUGCAGGUGCCCUCCCUCACGCCAUCUCCACAAGCCAAACAACAGACUGAUGAAGAAUUGGAGCAAACGCCGUCACAGAGUGAUGCAGGGCAUCAGGAGCCAAGCCAAUCAGAGGAGCCUCCAAUAGAUACCAAACUAGAAACUGCAGAGGUGCCCAAAUCUGGAAGCCAGAGCAACCUGGCUAGCAGCCCUAGUGAUAAGAGACCUUUGGCAGUAGGACCAGCAGAGAGCCGAGCUUUUGAUGAGUUCAACAAAAUUACGACCUUGCCGCCAAAGUCCCCUACUGUUUCCCGUACUUCUGAGGAUGACACUUUUGGUACCAAGAAGGCCAGGUCCUCCUUUGGACGAGGCUUCUUUAAGAUCAAAGGGGGGAAGAGAACAGCCAGCGCCCCAAAUCUAGCUGAGACUGAGCGUGAAGGUACAGACCAUCUAGACCUUGCAGGAAUGCCACAAAGAUCAGCAAACAGUGACAGCACACGCACUCUCCCCACCUGCCCGGAUGGCAAGAAGAAGUCUAAGGGAAUCAAAGCGUUCAUAGGAAAGCUCAGAAGAAGUCAGUCAACCACAUUCAACUUGGAUGACAACCUUUCAGAGAGCGAGUUCAAACGGGGAGGAAUCCGAGCCACAGCUGGGCCCAGGCUGGGCUGGUCACGUGACCUUCAUAACACCAACAGUGAGCUGGAUGCUCCAUUUGCGCGCUGGUCCCGGGAGCAGGUGUGUGACUGGAUGCAGGAGCAGGGACUAGGGCUGUAUGUGAACCUGGCCAGGCAGUGGAUCUCCUCAGGACACACUCUCCUGCAGGCCUCUCAGCAAGACUUAGAAAAGGAGCUGGGAAUCAAGCACCCUCUCCACAGGAAGAAACUGCAGCUGGCCCUGCAAGCAUUGGGCUCUGAGGAGGAUGACAACAAAGGCAAACUGGACUACCAUUGGGUGACAAGAUGGCUUGAUGACAUUGGCCUUCCUCAGUACAAAACCCAGUUUGAUGAGGGGAGAGUAGAUGGGAGAAUGCUUCAUUACAUGACUGUGGAUGAUCUAUUGUCUUUAAAAGUGGGCAGUGUGCUGCAUCACCUCAGCAUUAAAAGAGCCAUCCAGGUGCUGCGCCUCAACAACUAUGAGCCCAACUGCCUGCGCCGCAGACCCUCUGACGAGAACAACAUCAGUCCAGCAGAGGUCUCUCAGUGGACCAACCACCGUGUGAUGGAGUGGCUACGUUCUGUAGAUCUGGCAGAAUACGCACCCAAUCUGAGGGGCAGCGGAGUCCAUGGAGGACUGAUGGUGUUGGAGCCUCGCUUUAAUGUGGAGACCAUGGCUCUGCUGCUGAACAUUCCUCCCAAUAAGACACUGCUUCGGAGGCACCUGGCCACUCACUUUAACCUUUUGAUAGGCUCAGAGGCGCAGCAGCUAAAGCAGGAGUGUCUGGAAAACCCUGACCAUACUGUGCUUACUGCAACCGCUAAAGUCAAGCCCCGGAAGCUGGCAUUUGGAAGCUUUGGGAGGAAGAAGAGGCAGGAGGAGAAUGAGGAGUACGUGUGCCCCAUGGAUGUGGAGAUGCCUAAAGGACGCAGCUUCCAGAAGGGCUACAGAGGCAUGGAGCUGCAGAUCUAUGAGGAUGACUUGGACCGACUAGAGCAGAUGGAGGACUCAGAAGGAACUGUGCGACAGAUUGGAGCUUUCUCAGAGGGCAUCAACAACUUGACGAGUAUGCUGAAAGACGAUGAGCUCUUUAAGGAGAUGUCGACGUCGUCACCCAACCCCAGCGUAACUGAUGAUGACGCCAACGUUUAAGGGCGCUUCCUAGACUCGCCUGUCCAUAGUGCUGCUGUGAUCGGAACUGACUGUGCCAACCCCUCUGCACACCUCUCUCUCUCUCUCUCUCUCUCUCUCUCUCUCUCUUUCUCUCUCUCUUUCUCUUUCUCUCUCACAGUGCCAUCCAUACCUUAUCAGUCUACAUAGGUCAUGUAAACUCUUUUAGAAGAACCACAUUACAGUAUUUGCCAUACAGAACAGUGCCCAUCUUUCCUAUGUAAGCUGUCAUGUGUAGAGGAUGUGAAUAUGUCCCCAGGAGCAGACGCAAGAGUUUAAGGGUUUGUUUGUCCCAUCUUUUGAUUUAAAUUAUUUGUUUAUCCAGUAGUUGUGCUUCGAUUGCAGGUAUUUUAUGAAUUUUUAAAGGGAAUAAGUGGCAGUCCUACUGUAGUUUGCCUCCCAGCUGGUCACUGGAGACUUAUGCACACUUUGCUUUUUUUUUCUACAGGCCUUACACUCCUUUGUCUUUUUGUCCUUGUUUUUUUAUGGUAGCAAACAGAGCACAAUGACACUUUUAGCCACUCUGAAUCAUACAGCUAUUUAAGGAAAUUAGAUUUUAAAAAUUGGAUUACAAAAAGAACUGCCAAGUUUCAAAGCAUUGAACACUCCCCAAUAAGGAUUGCCAGAUCUCUCAAUGCCUACAAUGGCCAUAUUUGUAUUCUUUUACAAGAAUUGUAUUGAUCUAUAUUAUCUGUCCCUGGAUUCUGCAUAUGCUCAUUGAUGCAUGUAUUUGCACGCAGUGUAUUUUAACACUAUGAAACAACUAAGUACAAUGCAUUUCUAUGGCCUAUUUGUAAAGAAAUGUCAUUGCAUGUUAUUUAAGCCUUUCUCAUUUUCAAAAAUAUUGUGCAUCAAUUAACAUAUAAAAAAAAUCUGUGCUGUUCAUCAGUGCAGUGGUAUUUGUUUUUGGUGCCUCUCAUAAUCAUUUCAGUUGUGUAUUGUGUUCUGUCAACCUGUGCUCAUUUUUAAAAGAUCAAUAAAAUAAGUACAGCACACGG
Colossoma macropomum (tambaqui) is the source of this 4257-nucleotide messenger RNA. It is a transcript of the gene ppfibp1b, whose product is annotated as PPFIA binding protein 1b. The transcript is spliced from 29 exons. Gene Ontology annotation, biological process: neuromuscular junction development. Gene Ontology annotation, molecular function: protein binding. The coding region runs from base 197 to 3241 and encodes 1014 amino acids. Lineage: Eukaryota; Metazoa; Chordata; Actinopteri; Characiformes; Serrasalmidae. The record is from RefSeq and is a predicted model, not a curated record. Gene Ontology annotation, cellular component: presynaptic active zone.